Molecule: messenger RNA, 1569 nt
Organism: Mesocestoides corti
Lineage: Eukaryota; Metazoa; Platyhelminthes; Cestoda; Cyclophyllidea; Mesocestoididae
Source: the annotation of a GenBank genome assembly
AUGGUGUCAAAGUUUUUGCCGACGAUACUUCGCAGCGGUUUCUUGUCAUGCUUGCGAAUCGAAAGUGCGGUUUUUAGUUCGUUUGCACCCGUGACUAAGCGUAGUUGCUUCGAUGUAACCCGUUCAGUGCACUCUCUCUCUUGCAAUCAAUUAAACUUCCCUCGCGUUUUAAAUUUGCCAUCAAGAAACAGUACAAUAUUCACUUCAUUAACGAGCGACGUUAUCUGGGAAGGUGUCACUGGACCAAAAGGCAGUACGAAGAAACGAGCACGAGGAAAGCGUCGGGUGACGCGGCCAAAAAUUGAUUUAAAUCGUGGACAGAGAAUUGGCUGCAAUCGUGAAGGUUAUUUGUGGCCCGGUUUGAAUGCUCCUCUCUAUGAACAAUCCUUCCUGCGGAAAGUUCAGAAAGGUGAUGUUAAUCAGGAAUAUUUGAAUAAACUGGAAGAAUUGAGAAACAAAUCCGCGGUGAAAAGAAAGCGGGUAAAGUUACCUCCUCUUCUCCGAGGGUGGACAGGCGCGAGCAUGGGUGGACAGUCUUUGGGCCCCUUAGAAUCCGGUUCCCCAGGAUUCGAUUCGCGCGUUUUAGAGCUCAAGGCGGUGUCUACAAUGACUGCGACUGUGGGUCGAUAUCGGAGAUUCUCGGCGCUUGUGGUUGCGGGCAAUGGACAUGGUGUCUGUGGUGUUGGCAAGGCUCGUUCCGUCACUAUGCGAGCGGCCCUAAAAAGAGCAAAAAACCGCGCCUUUCUUAACCUGAUUUCAUUUAACCUUAAAGAAAACCGUACUCUGUGGCAUCUAGGUCACGUUCGGGAAUGGCACACCACAAUCUACGCCACACCGAAACCUGAAGGGUACGGUUUAGUGUGCCAUCGUGCAAUUAAGACUCUUUGUGAGCUCAUCGGUAUCAAAGAUAUGCAUGCCAAAGUGGAGGGCAACACAAAAAACUACCUCUCGAUCGUGCGAGGAUUUUUGCGAUUACUAAAUGAGCAGGAAACCUACGAGGACGUAUCAAACCGACUGGGCAUGCAUGUGGUCGAAUUCAGCAGGGAUUAUAAUAUGGUACCGAAAGUCCUUGCUUCUCCAAGAGCAGGUGUCACGCAGGACUGUGUGAACUACACCGGUCUCAAGUCAGACCCUCUUUUGAAGGUCCGUGCGCCACCCAAGGCUCCCAGGGUUGGUAAUAAAUACUCCAUCGAUCUUCCCUCUUUGCAUGCCUUCUGGGAACACCAGGAAAAAGUACACGGCGAGCGCCCUGUACUACAGAUUACAAACCCGCGUUACCCCGUCCCAAAGCCCAAGCCAGACCCGGAAUUCGACCCGGUAGAUGACCUAAUCGACGACGAGGAGAAUGAAGUCGAGGAAGAGGUUAAGCGCCUCUUAGAAAGAGGUGAACGUGACCUGGAUACUAUAAUCACACUAAAGGGUUUAAUUCCUAACAUCAAGAAGAACCCACUACCUGCCUACCUCUCAUCUCCUGGAGUACUCAAACGCGCCUCCGAAAGGUACCGAUACAGAAAUCAGGAAGCCUCCAGACGAGAACGACUUGUCUAUGCUGCACUUGAUGAGGAAUGA